CGCCCUCGCGCCUCCGCCCGCAGCGCCACCCGCGCCCUAACAACCCGCCUCGGUCAAUAUUCGCCCACAUUACACUUCAAUAUUCAACGCUCCAGAAAUUCCCUUUAUUAAUUCGGUCAUCACACGACGUGUCUCAAUAAGCCAAACCUCCUCACCGCCGCUGUAGUGGCUUAAGCAUUUAUGGGUCAAUAAAACCAACUAGAACAAGUAGUUUAGUGUCUUCGAAAUUGUAUCCGUGUUCGCUAAAUAUCGAUCAUCUUUUACCUUGUAGUGUAAAAAUAACCGUAACCAAAACAAAAGUGCUACGAAAACAAACUACGAUAAAAAGCAGUGAAGAUGUCGUGUGUCAGUUUUAACAUGGCAAGGCAUUGAGAGCAAUGGAGAAGUCCGCUCGGGCGCGAGUACUGAACAAGAUAUACACCGGUUGUGGAUGUCUGGUUCCAGCAUGGGCAUUCGAAGACGUAGAAGAAGAACAGCUGUACUCGGCGUACACGCACCGCCAGAGACAGCGAGCAGUGCUAAGACUGCUCGCGAUCGGUGCGCUGCUACAAAUAUUUGCAAUAAUCGUGCCAGGAGAGAGGGAUUUACUGUUCGCCUACUCAUCGGUAGUUAUAUCAUUACUGAUAAACCUGGUUCUGGCUACAGCAUACGCUUGCAUCCGACCUGCUCGGUCCGCACUCACGCAUAUCGCCUGGCUCGUGGUUUGGAUGCAACUUUUGAUAAGCGCAUCUCGUCGACUUGGAGAUUCCUACAAUGAAUUACUGGGAUGGGCCUUCGUUAUCCAAUACUUCACUAUUACAACUAUGCCAUUUCAUCACUUCAUAUUGAUGGUGUACACUUGUCUAUCUCUCACUGCUUAUCUAAUGGUGCAAUACUACAAUGCUUCGACUGCGGAGAGCAGAUUCGCUGAGGAUUUUCCAAAUCAGCUAGUGGCUAAUGGGUGUUUACUAAUCUCGGCUUCGGUGUUGGGAGGAGCAGAGUAUUUAAUAAGCGAUAAACUACAACGUUUGUCGUUUCUUGUGACAAAGAGAAGUCUUCACGACAAACUUACCAUAGAACAACAAAGUAAAGAACAGGAGCGUUUGUUGCUCUCGGUGCUACCAGAGCAUGUCGCGGUUCAGAUGCGCAAAGACUUGGGUUUGAUCGACACACAGUUCAAAAAGAUUUAUAUGUCACGGCACGAAAACGUGAGCAUCCUGUACGCAGAUAUCGUAGGAUUCACGGCUAUCUCUUCUACUUAUUCUGCUCAAGAUCUAGUGGCAAUUCUCAACGAGUUAUUCGCACGUUUCGAUAGACUGGCCGAGAAAUACCAGCAGUUGCGUAUAAAAAUCCUUGGCGACUGCUACUACUGCAUAAGCGGCGCGCCGGUAGAGCGGCCGGAUCAUGCCGUUUUAUGUGUGCACAUGGGAUUAUCUAUGGUCAAAGCUAUUAAGUACGUACAACAGACCACAAACUCGCCAGUGGACAUGCGCGUGGGCAUCCACACUGGCGCAGUCCUGGCUGGAGUACUGGGUCAGCGCCAAUGGCAGUUCGACGUCUAUUCCAGAGACGUUGAGCUCGCCAACAAGAUGGAAAGCAGCGGGAUGGCUGGUCGUGUUCACAUCUCCGAGGUGACCCUGGGGUUCUUGAACGACGAGUUCGAAGUGGAGCCGGCACACGGCGAGCGCCGCGAGGAGAUGCUGCGGCAAGCUGGUAUCAAGACUUACUUCAUCGUCCGCGUGCUUAAACCAUACCAGGGAGGCGAAGAGAGAAUAACGCUGGAGGGCGAGGCGGAGGGUGGCGACGCCGCCGACACGCUCUCCGAUCUCAAAGACGACGACGAGGACUCGGUUCUAUCCCCGCAAGACGAGAGCAAGGACAGCGAACAACAGAAAAUACUCUCUAUGUUGCAAGAAGAACUCGUGAAUAGAGAUGACGACAAGGAACUCGCGGAUGGCACGACUCUGUGCCUCACGUUCAAGGCGGCGGAGACAGAAAAGGCUUUUAUGGAGAGGAGGGACCCUUACCCUUUGACGGCGGCUGGACCGCCGUUGUUCUUCCUACCGGCUACGUUGAUCCUGGCCACAUUCGCCGUGCCGCCCACCUGGCCUGUAAGCGCGGUCUACCUCGCGCUCAUCCUGGAGACUGGCGUGAUCAAUGUCAUUUACUACGCUGGCUGUAGAUAUGCGCAAUAUAAGAAAAUUUCAGUAAGUCCAUACUGGAAAUUGACUUGCAGUAUGUUCAACAUAGGGAUGUACGUAGCAGCCAAUGUCGUUCCUUUGAUAAUUUGCGGCGGCUUCGAGACCGCUCUGCAGGAUGGGCUGCGCGCUGAUGCGCCCGCGCACAGCGGUGCCCGCCGCUGCCUACAUCCUUCCUACUUCUACCACGUGGGCGGGGGCCUUUUAUGCGGCGUGCUUUGGGUAACGCCGAUGGGCGGUUGCGCGCGGACGGCGCUACUGACGCUACUGGCGGCGGCGUUCGCGCUACCUUCCGCGCUACACCCCGCGCUACUGGCGCCACGGCCGACCCUCGACCGCGACCCCUUCAGGGAAAGCUACAACGCAACGAUGGAUUAUGACGAAAACGUAUUAGAAAUACUGUCACAAAUCCACAAAGCCAGACACAUCGUGAUGUUGUUUUUCAUAACAAUCAUCGUACUCAUAUUCAAUAGAUAUAUCGAAUCGCUGGAGCGCGCGCGGCAUUCGCGAGGGGAACGCAUGCGUGUACAGGCCGAGCAAGCCGCCGACCUGCGCCAGCGCAACCAGGCGCUCGUGCACAACGUGCUGCCGCCGCAUGUGGCGCGCCACUUCAUGGGCGCGCGCCACCACCACCGCGACCUCUACAGCCAGAGCUAUGCAGAGGUCGGCGUGCUCUUCGCCUCUAUGCCCAACUUCUCAGAGUUCUACUCGGAAGAAACGGUUAACAACCAAGGCCUGGAAUGUUUGCGAUUUCUCAACGAGGUUAUAUCGGACUUCGAUCUGCUCCUAGAAGAUGCUAGAUUCAAAGAUAUUAUAAAAAUCAAGACUAUCAGCUCUACGUAUAUGGCUGCAUCAGGCCUAAACCCAACUCGACAAAUGCAGCCUUCAGAUGGCGUAUUAGUCCGGUGGAAGCAUCUGGCCUGCCUGGUAGAGUUCGCGCUGGAGCUCCAGCACGUGUUGACUGGGAUCAACGAGCAGUCGUUUAACCACUUCGUAUUGAGACUCGGCGUCAACCACGGCCCCAUCACGGCCGGCGUCAUAGGCGCCAGGAAGCCCCACUACGACAUAUGGGGAAAUACCGUCAACGUCGCCUCGAGAAUGGAGAGCACGGGGAAAGCUGGCUGCAUACAGGUCACGGAAGAGACUUGUCACAUUCUGGAAAACUUUGGUUAUUACUUCGAACAACGGGGCCUAGUCGCAGUCAAAGGGAAGGGCCAGCUCAUGACCUACUAUCUGCAGGGGAAGCACGCCAGCGGUACACCACAACCGAUCAAACAACCCGACGACGUUUCCGCCCUAGACGAGGGCGGCGCAGGCGACGCGCUCUUAGCCAACGGCGGCACGCCCGCGCCCAAUCGCCCUUCACCGCGCCACGCAGCGUCCGAAGACGACAAACCCCUCUUACAAUCUCAACCACCACCAACCGAGUAGUUCUAUAAAGGAGCGAUCUAAAGCGUACCAACCACGUAAAACGCAAUCUUUACAAGUCACUGAAAAGUUUCAUAACGCCAAAGUCUAUUAGUGCAUAGUUAUUGAGAGCUUAGAGCGUACUCGCUCUCCUUUGGCAAUAAUCAUUUUGAUUUUCAAAGUACAAUUGGUAGAUGUCUCACAAACAAAAGUUUUCAGUUACCAAAAUUGUACUCGUAGUAAAAACGAAUCUUCGGAAAAUUCUAAUAAUAUGUUUAGAAAUCGGUUAUUUUCAUUUCAAAAUCGUAAAUCUUAAAUUAUCUUAAACGCCUCUUUUCUCAUCCUAAGAUCGUUAACCUUUUGUUUGAAGCCAUUGACCUUGACCGCGUCACGUAAUUUUACGAUGGCUUUGUUGAACAAAAUGGUCAUUCCUAUGAGUACUAUUUCUCUGACUGUAUAAAAUAACGGUACGUUUCGAAAUUCAUAAAAAGGUGAAAUACUGAUAUUCCAAUAAAAUAUUUGAAACGGAUUACGCUUACUGCAAAAAAAACUUGAUAUUUGUUAUUAUGCCUUAAUUUAUCAAGUAAGCUUGAGUAUUAAUAAAACACCACUAAUAUAUCUAAUAAUAAAGUAUUUAGCUGUAGAGAUGUAGUGUAAGACACAAUUACUUUAUUGAUGUGUAAUUUUACAUACUAUGUUUUGCAUAUCUCAUAGAGAUGUGAUUUUGUCAAGUUUUGAAAUUCCUUGAAUAAUGAAAAGAAUGAAAAUCGGACACUAAAUGCAAUCCUGAUGGUCUAUAGAUACCUACCCAUUAACAAAAAUUAAAAUAUAGUUACAUGGGAUGACCAAGCGCUGGUUUAGAUAGAGCAGACAAUAUACAUAGGUACAGAAAUAUUAAUCAAACUGAAAUUUUAACUCAUAAUCAUGAAUUUAUGUAACAAAAUUUGAGUUUUUGUUUAAACAAGGAGACUUUAAAAAAUCUCGUUUCCGAUAAGAAUGUGUGAACGUAUCUAUCGUGGUAAUUAAAAUUACCGCCUUGAAUUAACUUGCGGAUAAUAAUGAGAAAGUGAAUGUUGCCUAAUGGUCAUUACGUAAGAUUCCGACUUAUGCUGAAGCCUGUGAUGAGGUGUCAUGAGGUCAUCUGCUGCGUUAAGAUUACUAGAGGAAAAAGGGCCAAAAAAGUAACUCCACUCAAUAUAAAACGUGUCAGCAGAUAACGCGUUACCGCCACUCAUUAUGAAUCCUAGAAUCCAUAAAGCCAGCCCAUCAAAUUGGCCCUUGCGAUAUCUGCGCAAAGUAGGAGGAAACAGCUUUUUUCUUCCUCCUAAAACAGACGCUCUAUCUAUUAUUUAUUAUUUUCCACUUAUCAGCGAACUGUUUAUUCCAUUCGGUGCUAUUUCUCACGCGUCACGUGUGUAUCAAUGAAGCGGCAAGACGCAAGCAGAAUAGUUAGACAAUAGAAAGGUUUAAUCAUAAGAAUGUUAGACCGAAUAAUGUGACUCAACUUGUUUUGUUAAAUCCAUUGAUUUAUAUCAAGGAUGAGGAGAAGAUUUGCUUUUUAGAUUAAAAUGCAUACACUUCAUGAUUACUGAGUUGGUAUUACUUGGUAUCCCUGGUUCCAGGAUAGACCCAUCAUUUAUCCUCGUAGACCUUAAAAAGAUGGUGUACCUAUUUAAAGUUGUUUUAUAGCAUUUAAUAUGAAUAGUGAUACAAACGCUGUAAUUAGAUCAAAAACCACGUACAAAUUACUGCUACAAUAUCUAACAAAAGUAGGAUCUACGGGUAGUCAUCUGCAGUCGGUAUUUCUUCAUCUCUACAUCGGCUGUGUCUCUAAAUGUCGGCAGACGAAAUGUGCACGCUCUUGAUCCUUUGACCGAGCGGCAUAUUAACGAUGGGUGAUUGUUAUUAAACAAACAAAUAAUUAGCCUGUUGAGUUUAAACCAGAGACAAAAUGUUUAAAGAAAAACCACCAUUUGUUCUCUCAAUUGUUAGACAAUAAUUAAUUACCAGUUAAUGUUAGCGCACGUGCGGAAAUUAGUAACGCAUAUUUCUGUCGUUUGGUUGUUCUAAAAUAAUUAAUUAAUAAAUAUAGAGAUACUUGCACAUCUACAUGUUGCGCACUAGCCUAAGAGAUACAUGCUAUAAUUAUGUUAGUACCUACAAGGGGGUUCUGGAACAAAUA
Molecule: messenger RNA, 5766 nt
Organism: Ostrinia nubilalis (European corn borer)
Lineage: Eukaryota; Metazoa; Arthropoda; Insecta; Lepidoptera; Crambidae
Gene: Ac3
Product: adenylate cyclase type 3
Exons: 23
Coding region: 378-3608 (1076 amino acids)
Biological process (GO): cAMP biosynthetic process; adenylate cyclase-activating G protein-coupled receptor signaling pathway; intracellular signal transduction
Cellular component (GO): plasma membrane
Molecular function (GO): adenylate cyclase activity
Source: RefSeq, a predicted model, not a curated record